AUGAACCGUGCUUUUUGGGUCGCGCUCGCCUUUGGGUUUUUGGAAUCCGCAUCCAGCGCUUCCGCGCGUCUGGUUGAUCGACAGACUUGGCUGGCUGGGGCUGGCCGAGCAGUUCAGGGUGAGUACCUCUUGCACCGUCGAUGCAGUGCCCUUCGCACCUUGCUCCCCCCCGCAAUCGACAUCCAGAAUGCAUCAGCACCCGUCCCCCUGUCCCGCACUCGCCCGAUACUAGCCGGCUCGCCCUCGAUCGACUUCCGCCACCAUCGACAUUCACGUCAUCACGUCGCGUGUCAUUAUGACCCGCAACUACAGUCUAUCACACUUUGCACACCACCACCGGCAUCGUCACCAUCGGCCUUUGUCAACGUCGUGUCGUUCGACUCGCCUAAAAGGCCUCCUUCGUCGCAAUUAUGUGACAGUGCAGGACAGAGUGUCAAGGUCGUAACGCGAAAGCAUAGUCGAGACCUGCUUGCCCUGCAGAGGCACACAGCGCGAGCAAGUCGUCGCUUCAACUGCAUCUCGACUCUUCGUCAUCGUCCGCCAGCGUCGUGGUUGUCAUUCAGCCGUCCUCGUCUAAACGCUUAUGGACCGCGCGACGGCGUGGACGCUGAUGUUGCCAGUCCGAAGAGCACGCGCAACGUCUCAACACCCGGCAGACCAAAUGUACAGCAGCAUCGUCGUACCUGUUCCGAACGGAUCAACCCUUCAUAUUGUUCCGCCUCGCCGUUCUGGAUGUCGACACUGCGGUACUUUUUAAUGAUGCAAGACAGCAGCUGA
Molecule: messenger RNA, 777 nt
Organism: Pseudozyma hubeiensis SY62
Lineage: Eukaryota; Fungi; Basidiomycota; Ustilaginomycetes; Ustilaginales; Ustilaginaceae
Exons: 2
Coding region: 1-777 (258 amino acids)
Source: RefSeq, a predicted model, not a curated record